AUGGGUGUUGGACGUCGUAUGAAGAAGCAGGCGGCGCCUGAGCCCCUGUCCGAAGCGCAUUAUGCCAAGUUGAAGCGCAAGGCUGGCAUCCCGGUCGAGGCCAUCGAGGAACCGCAAAAGAAGCGAAAGAUGGGCAAGGCAUCUGCGACAACGGGCAACUCAACGCCCGUUUCCAAGAGGCGCGAACGAAAGGCGGCUCUCAAGAACGGCAACGGCGUCAAGGGGUCGGACAAGACCAAGGGCCCCAAGGAAUUGCCUGCCCAUCGCCAGGGCAAGAAGGCCGCUGCUGCGAAGGUGCCUGCUCCCGAGGGCUCGGACGACGAAGAGAUGGACGAUGAGUUCGCCGGCUCGGAUCUUGAGGCAGGCAACUCGGAUGAGGCACCCAAUGGUACCCUCGGCGACGACUUCCUCGGUUCCGACAACGAUGACGACGACUCGGUGUUUGACUCGGACGAGGAAGGUCGCGCAAGGGCUAUCUUCUCGGAGGAUGAGGAUGAAUCAGAUGGCGAAGAGAAGCUCACAGCAGCCAACAUGGCUGGGUUGUCCGCGAAACUGGACAGGCAAAUGGAGGAGGAGGCCGCAGCGGACGAGGCCGAAUUGAAGGAGGCGGCCCUGCAGACCAACAUUGCGGGAGACAAGCCCAAGGUGUUAGAGGACGACGAUGAUGAUGAUGAUGACUUGGCUGCCAAGACAAAAGCCAUGCUUGCACCUGACCUGCAAUUACUUCGAACGCGAAUCACUGAGAACAUCCGUGUGCUGGACGACUUUGCCAACCUGCACCAGGAGGGCAGAUCAAGGGCUGAGUACACUGCUCAGCUACUGAAGGAUGUCUGUGCCUACUACGGGUACUCGGACUAUCUCGCCGAGAAGCUGUACAACCUGUUCACCCCUCGAGAGGCCUUUGCCUUUUUCGAAGCCAACGAGUCUGCCCGUCCCGUCGUCAUCCGCACAAACACCCUCCGCACCAACCGUCGAGAACUCGCCCAGGCGUUGAUUAACCGUGGUGUCACCCUCGAGCCCGUGGGCAAAUGGUCCAAGGUCGGUCUUCAAGUCUUUGAGACGAGUGUCCCUCUUGGUGCUACCCCCGAGUACCUCGCAGGCCACUACAUCCUGCAAGCCGCUUCCUCUUUUUUGCCAUGCAUGGCUCUGGACCCCCAGGAGAACGAUCGCGUGCUCGAUAUGGCCGCUGCUCCUGGUGGUAAAACGACCUACCUGGCUGCUAUGAUGAAGAACACUGGCUUCAUCAUGGCCAACGAUCCCAACCGGGCGCGUUCCAAGGGUCUGAUCGGUAACGUCCACCGCCUGGGCGCGAGCAACGUCAUUGUCUCCAACUACGACGCUCGUGAGUUCCCCAAGCCCAUGGGCGGUUUCGACCGCGUCCUCCUCGACGCUCCCUGUUCCGGAACCGGCGUCAUUGCCAAGGACCCCAGCGUUAAGACAAACAAGACCCAGCUCGACUUUAUGCAGCUGCCUCACUUGCAGAAACAACUUCUCCUCGCCGCCAUCGACUCCGUCUCACACAACAACAAGCCUGGCGGUGGCUACAUUGUCUACUCGACCUGUUCCGUCACGGUCGAGGAGAACGAGGAGGUUGUACAGUACGCUCUUCGAAAGCGACCCAAUGUCAAACUCGUCGACACUACCAUCCCCUUUGGCAAGGAGGGCUUCACAAGCUACCGCGGCAAGAAAUUCGACGCGAGCAUGAACUUGACACGCAGGUACUAUCCCCACACCUACAACGUGGACGGUUUCUUCGUCGCCAAGUUCCACAAGACGGGACCUACACCCCCCAAGGCCCCUACGGGCUCUCGCGGCGGUAGGCAGGAUGAGGAUAACGUGAUCAUUGACAAGACGCCCAUCGCUGCCGACGAGGAAGAGGCGGCCAAGGACGACUUUGGCGGCUGGGAUGAGGACGAGGAUGAGGAGAUUAUGGAGAAGGGGAAGAGGAACGCCAUGCGCAGGAGAGGCAUCGAUCCUCGAAGUACAAGCAAGACGAAGAAGGCGGACAAAUAA
Molecule: messenger RNA, 2013 nt
Organism: Emericellopsis cladophorae
Lineage: Eukaryota; Fungi; Ascomycota; Sordariomycetes; Hypocreales; Bionectriaceae
Product: tRNA (cytosine-5-)-methyltransferase NCL1
Exons: 1
Coding region: 1-2013 (670 amino acids)
Biological process (GO): maturation of LSU-rRNA; rRNA base methylation
Cellular component (GO): nucleolus
Molecular function (GO): RNA binding; rRNA (cytosine-C5-)-methyltransferase activity
Source: RefSeq, a predicted model, not a curated record